Sorghum bicolor (sorghum) is the source of this 3378-nucleotide messenger RNA. RefSeq lists its product as uncharacterized. NCBI's taxonomy places the organism in Eukaryota, Viridiplantae, Streptophyta, Magnoliopsida, Poales, Poaceae. The transcript is spliced from 6 exons. The coding region runs from base 674 to 2215 and encodes 513 amino acids. Gene Ontology annotation, molecular function: cyclase activity. The record is from RefSeq and is a predicted model, not a curated record. Gene Ontology annotation, biological process: sesquiterpene biosynthetic process.
CCUCUAGUCCUCUCUCCUUUCCCAACGCGACUGCUUUGCCAGCCAUUGGGGAAUCCGCGACCCUGGUAGUGGUAGUUGGGGACGGAGACCGGCAAGAUUCGCCGCGGAGUGUUCGAGAAUCGGAAGCUUCGACUUCGAGUAGCCGACCAGUCGGUGGAGAACCAGUGGAUCUUGAGGACGCGUGCCGUCCUCCCUGACGGUCAAUCUUGCAGUGCCGCCUCGGCCUCGGUGGACUCGCGUAAGCACGGCGGCGCGAAGACGGCCGUGGAAUUCAGGUGCUUUCCCUGCUUUCAACGCCCGCUGGCUUCGUCUGACCGGGGAACAUCGCUUCGCAAGCACACCCGGCCCCAACGCACCUCGCCGCCCAGGAUUGACCUUCUCGUCACCACAUCCGGUGCGCUUACCUUGGCCACACGCGCGCAGGGACCAUUUCAUCGCGUUGCUUUCGAGUGACGUCAGGUUCAAUCGAGCGUGCGGCCCUGCGGGUCCUGAUCAGUCUAGCAGCUUUCCGUCUGAUUAAUUCGAGGGGACUCCUUGCUCUUGUCUAACUCCUCCAUCCGAUCCAGAGAUGCUGUAAUUUUCCCUCAAAAAAAAACAGAUGCUGUAAUUUCUAUAAUAAACUGCUUCGAGUGGAUCAUCCUAUGCCCUUGCACAAGCCUCAGUGACUUCAUAAAUGGCUCGGACCAAUGAAGAUGGUAUAGAAGAUGUGCCAUGUUCAGAUCCAGGUUCACCGAUUCUGGCUGAAUAUCAUAUCACAGUUCCUGCUCUUCAUGAUGGACCAAUGCAAGGUACAGCCCGUCAUGAGCGACGGCUUCUUGAUUUCCUGAAAGCCACUCCCUCGGUGCAGUGGCUAAAGAAGAUCAAUCUUUGUUCCCCAUUGAUAAAAUUUCGGCUUCCAUCCGCUAGCGUCCAUGGCAGUCUUCAUGUUCAGUUCAUCAGAACAAUCGACUGGAGUUCAGUUUUCACUGUAUGCAAGAAAUGGCUCAAGCAUCCUAUGCACAUUGCCCUCCUAAUAUGGCUGCUCUGUGUUGGUGCCGCUGGUGGCAUGUUAGUCUUACUAAUGUUGGGACUGCUGAACGAUGCAUUCCCUUCCAAGCCCUUGAGAAACUAUUGGAUAGAGAUUGACAAUCAAAUACUUAACGCCCUCUUCACCCUCAUGAGCUUAUACGAGCACCCAAAUAUCAUCCACCAUACUGUUCUCCUCUGCCGGUGGCUGCCAGAGGACGCUGCUAAGCUCAGGAAAGUUUACUGCAAGAAUGGGAUGAGCCGUCCAAAUGAGCGAGCACACAUAUCCUUUGUGGUUGCCCUCCUCCACAUCACUUGCCUAUGCCAGUAUGCUGAUUGUGGCCUGUACUGGGGCUACCCCAGCAGAUCACGCUCGGAUUUUGCUGACAACUUCUUCUUCAUCCUAGGCAUCGCUGCACCAGUCUUUGCUGGAGUAUACACAGUGUACAGUCCUCUUGGCAGAGGCAAUGAUGCUCUGUCUGAUGAAGGAACCAAUGAAUCAGACAUGGUUCAAGUCGAGUCACCUGAAACAGGAACUGUGGUGAGCAAUCCCGCAUGGGCUGGUGGGCUGUUUGACUGCAGCGAGGACCCUACUGCAUGCUACCUCUCUUUCCUCUGCACGUUCUGUGUGUUCGGAUGGAACAUGGAGCGGCUUGGGUUUGGCAACAUGUAUGUGCACACAGUCAUUUUCCUGCUGCUGUGUGUUGCGCCAUUCUGGGUGUUCAAUAUCACAGCAAUGCAAAUCCACAACUACGUCCUUGGUGAUUUCAUUGGUUCUGCAGGGAUUGUGCUGUGUUUCUUUGGUCUGCUGUACGGUGGUUUCUGGAGGAUCCAGAUGAGGAAGACAUUUGGGCUGCCCAGAAGCCGGUGGUGCUUUGGAUCAGCAUCACUAACAGACUACACGCAGUGGUUAUUCUGCUGGCCAUGUGUGCUUGCACAGGAGGUGCGCACGGGGAACCUAUAUGAUGCGAAGAACGGCAGCUUCUAUGAGAAACUUAUGGACGGUGAUGAUGUGGAGAAUGGGCCAGGAUCAGUGGUUACGGCUGAAUUGCCGGUCUCUAAUGGAGUAGCAGAGGGGAAUGGUAUCAAUGUCAAACUCACGGUGGAUGGUGAAAUGAUCCCACCCACCCAACCAGUAAUAGAAUUUGGGGGGACGGGAGGAAUUGAUUCAGGAUUCGUGGCAAAUGGUAGCAUCCAGCUCAAAAGCUAACCCACAAGUAGCCAAGUCCUAUUUAGAAGUAGCCAAGUCGUUCUCCUGUUUUAGUUGGCAUCGCUUUUUGUAAAUUCCUGUUCAGUUGGUUAGUAAUUCAGCUGUUUUAUAUUAAAAGGAAAAUGUAAUGAAUAGGCAAUAAUGUCAGAGAUAUUCAAACUGACAUUUUAGAUGUACGGGUUAACAGAAAAAAUAUGCAAUUCAUUACAUCGAUCCAUUUGAGCAAUUAUGCAAGUCAGCUAAUGUAAUCAGUAACUUUAGAAGCCAUUGGUUGGAGACAGUUCAAAAGGAGAUUCUUAUCUACCAUAUUCCUGUAGUGGCCUUUGGCUGUUUGCAGUGGUCCUUUUCGAGUGUGAAGUCUCUGACCUCAUGAACUAUUGCAAAGUGCAUGCUUUAUUUUGCACGGUGGAGAACAAAAGUUGCAAUUGCUUGCAGAAAAGAGGAAGGUACGGCGGCAGCUAUAUAAGCUCCAGGAUGCAGAGAGCCAGGCAUCUCUACUUGAAGGCUGUUUGAGUUUUGUACAGUAGUUUCCUACUCAGCUACUCUCCCGGCUCUACUCUCCAGGAACCAUGGCUGUUGUGGAGUUGAAGGUUGGGAUGCACUGUGAAAGGUGCAUCAAGGCCAUUAAGAAGGCAAUCAAAACGAUUGACGAUAUGGAGAGCUAUCACCUUGAGACGGAGAUAAACAAGGUCACGGUGACAGGGAACGUUACCCCAGAGGAAGUCGUCAAGGCUCUCCACAAGAUUGGGAAGACCGCAACCUGCUGGGCCGAAGACUGAGGGCCUUGUUGAUUCAGACCCUGAGAUUUUUGGUUGGCUGUGUUUGGAUGGAGCUGCCUGGGCAGACAACUUUUCCAGGGCUCCAACUAAACAUGCCCUGAUGGUUCUCAACCUUGUUCUGACGAUCAUCGAUCAGUUAGCUAGCUAGCUACUAAUUACUCUAUUUACUAGUCAGUAACGGAGUAGAUUUCUAUCUCCUUAAUCUCCAUGGAUCCUAGGGGCCUUAUGCACUUCAGAUGUAUAGGAAUAAAUAACCACAGACAGAUGCUAUGCUGUGACCAUGUGAGGCAACCGCUGCUGUUAUUCACUGUUGGUUCGAUGUCACUCGUAAUCUCGUAUGAUCAUAAUAUACAGAGACACAAAGUCUUGUGUUUACCGGCUCAA